AUGUUUCAAUUAUUAAGCUUUUUAUUAAGUGGUGAAGCCACCGCAGUCGAAAGAAUCAUCACUGAUGCUUGCCCAGUUUAUGCCCCAUUCUUUGGUGCUAUGGGUGUCACAGCUGCUUUAGUUUUCACAGUUAUGGGUGCCGCUUAUGGUACUGCUAAAGCCUCUGUUGGUAUUUCAAAUAUGGGUGUUAUGAAACCAGAUCUUGUAAUUAAAGCUUUCAUUCCAGUUAUUUUUGCUGGUGUUAUUGCUAUCUAUGGUCUUAUUAUUUGUGUUAUUCUCGUCGGUGGUAUCAAACCAAAUGCCAACUAUACCUUAAUGAAAUCUUUCACUGAUUUAGGUGCUGGUUUAACUGUCGGUCUCUGUGGUCUUGCUGCUGGUAUGGCUAUUGGUAUUGUUGGUGACUCUGGUGUUAGAGCUUUCGGUCAACAACCAAAAUUAUACGUUAUUAUGAUGCUUAUCCUUAUUUUCUCUGAAGCUCUUGGUUUAUAUGGUUUAAUUAUUGGUAUUUUAUUAUCAUCUGUCUCAGAUACCUAUUGCCCAGGUCAAGCUUUAGUUCCAUUAAACAGUGGUAACGUUAUUGGUAAAAACUAA
Messenger RNA from Dictyostelium discoideum AX4, 591 nucleotides. It is a transcript of the gene vatP, whose product is annotated as vacuolar ATPase proteolipid subunit. Gene Ontology annotation, cellular component: proton-transporting two-sector ATPase complex, proton-transporting domain; proton-transporting V-type ATPase, V0 domain; vacuolar membrane. The coding region runs from base 1 to 591 and encodes 196 amino acids. The transcript has 2 exons. The record is from RefSeq and is a predicted model, not a curated record. NCBI's taxonomy places the organism in Eukaryota, Evosea, Eumycetozoa, Dictyosteliales, Dictyosteliaceae. Gene Ontology annotation, biological process: proton transmembrane transport. Gene Ontology annotation, molecular function: proton-transporting ATPase activity, rotational mechanism; proton transmembrane transporter activity.